Molecule: messenger RNA, 2112 nt
Organism: Xenopus tropicalis (tropical clawed frog)
Lineage: Eukaryota; Metazoa; Chordata; Amphibia; Anura; Pipidae
Gene: kyat1
Product: kynurenine aminotransferase 1
Exons: 13
Coding region: 641-2071 (476 amino acids)
Cellular component (GO): cytosol
Molecular function (GO): L-glutamine:phenylpyruvate transaminase activity; pyridoxal phosphate binding; cysteine-S-conjugate beta-lyase activity
Source: RefSeq, a predicted model, not a curated record
AAUCUGCAAACAGCAUACACACACAGACCCUUAUUCAGCAUAAAUUUCAUCAAGAAUACAGCAUGAAAUUCACUUAUGGGGGAGCAGGUGUCCGGUUGCACGACCUGCACUCAGGCCCACCAGUGAUAGUUCCGUUAUUGGCAGGGACCUCCUCCCUUUCUGUGUUUCUCAAGAAUUUGCUUUAUGGCAGACUGUAAAAUUCGACUUUCUGAAUAUUUAUAAAACAAAGGUUUAACUCUCAUCCAAGGGCUUCUUCAGUUCAGGAGUCACGUGACAUUGCCAAUUGCCUCGGUAACCUCUGUUAUCCCUAUAUUUUAUACACUGUAAAUGAGCUGAGAGAUCAUCAGUGGCUCAAAUAUAGGGGGCAGACUAUGUGUUCCUAGGUGGGGCCGGGAGAGAGGGACCCAGGGAGAUUGCUUAUGACAGUAUUGGUGGAUGGGGAGGCCCUGGGCUGUCCCAGCUACACCCCUGGAGAUCAGAAUGGGAUGACCAUAUAAUAUAAUGGGCUAAGGUGUUAUAUGGCAGUAAUAAAGGUGACUGGGGCUUUUUCUAUAAUUACACAGUGUGUUUGAUUAUAGUUUCAUUGUGAUUUGCUUCUCUUCCUUGGUGCUCUCCUUUAAAGGGAAACUAACACCUGAACAUGAAAACAUUGCUUCAUGCAUUUCAGAGGUCCUAUAUCCACAGGUGGGGGGGUCAUCGGCUGAUCCCCAGAACAGACUUCGGCACUUGUCAGCCUGAGAAAAGGGGCUCAGCAGUCAGGAGCAUCUCUUGUUCUGUGCAGGACGCCAUGGCAAAGCAGUUGCAGGCCCGGAGGCUGAAGGGAGUGGAUGAGAAUAUCUGGGUAGACCUGGUCAGUUUGGCCGCUCAGUACAAACCAGUGAAUCUGGGGCAGGGAUUCCCAGACUUCCCCCCGCCAGCGUUUGUGAGAGAAGCCUUUGCCAGGGCCGUUACUGAGGAGCCACUGCUGAACCAAUACACACGAGCCUUUGGACACCCCCUCCUGGUGCAGAACCUUGCCCGACUCUUUGGCCAGCUGCUAGGGCAGGACCUAGAUCCUUUCUCUAAUGUCUUGGUGUCAGUGGGUGCAUACGGGGCCCUAUUCUGUGCAUUCCAGGCUUUUGUGGAUGAAGGUGAUGAGGUUAUUAUCAUUGAGCCAUUUUUUGACUGUUAUGAGCCCAUGACCAAGAUGGCCGGAGGGAAGUGCGUGUUUAUCCCACUCAGACCUAAACCCGCAGAGGCUGGAGUGCCCAUGACUAGUGGGAGUUGGAGACUGGACCUGGAAGAGCUGGCUGGGAAAAUCAGCCGUCACACUAAAGCCCUUGUUAUAAACACUCCUAAUAACCCCCUGGGGAAGGUCUUUAGGAAAGAGGAGCUGGAGGAGAUUGCCGACAUCUGCACAAGGCACAAUAUCUUAUGCUUUAGUGACGAGGUGUACGAGUGGCUGGUGUAUGAUGGGAACCAACAUGUACGCAUUGCCAGCCUUCCGGGCAUGUGGGAGCGCACCAUCACUAUCGGCAGCGCCGGGAAAACCUUCAGCGCCACCGGCUGGAAGGUUGGCUGGGCCCUAGGGCCCGAUCAUCUUCUAAAGCAUUUACGGACAGUCCACCAGAACUCGGUGUAUCACUGUGCUACGGCCGCCCAGGAGGCUGUGGCUCAGGGGUUGCAGAGAGAACUGGAGCAGCUGGGAAAGCCAGACAGUUACUUUGUGCAGUUGCGAGAUGAACUGGAGAAGAAGCGAGACCGCCUGUACCACUGCCUGAGGGAGGUGGGGAUGGAGCCGAUAAUGCCGCAGGGAUCCUACUUUAUGAUCGCCGAUAUUUCCCAUUUCAGGACUGAGGUGCCCCCUCCUUCAGAUGCCAACAUACCUUAUGAUUACUACUUUGCCAAGUGGAUGAUGAAGAAUAAGCACUUAGCGGCCAUACCCGUGUCGGCAUUCUUCAGCGCACCGCACAAGAAGUACUUUGAGAACUUCCUCAGGUUCUGCUUUGUAAAGGAGCACAGCACUCUGGAGGCUGCACAGAACAUAUUAAAGAACUGGAGAAAUGGGUCGGCAGAUCAAGGGGAGAUGUGAUUCUGAGGGUUACUAUCAAUAAACACUGUGUAUGAGAAUAA